This is a messenger RNA of Tribolium madens (black flour beetle), 1698 nucleotides long. Its product is annotated as calcium load-activated calcium channel. Gene Ontology annotation, cellular component: cytoplasm; endoplasmic reticulum; endoplasmic reticulum membrane. The transcript has 3 exons. NCBI's taxonomy places the organism in Eukaryota, Metazoa, Arthropoda, Insecta, Coleoptera, Tenebrionidae. Bases 1081 to 1632 code for a protein of 183 amino acids. Gene Ontology annotation, molecular function: calcium channel activity. Gene Ontology annotation, biological process: endoplasmic reticulum calcium ion homeostasis. The record is from RefSeq and is a predicted model, not a curated record.
UAAAAAAAAAUGGUAAGGGGUGGGUCUGUUGGGUGAUUUGUGGUACCUGGAAGGCCCAAGCUGCGCAUUGGAAAUGCGUGCAAGCCAUUUUAAGGCCGUCGGCUGAAGUCCGCGAAUCCAGAGCCCCCAAUUGGGUAUGCAAGGCCCCGAUAUUGUACAAAAUGCACAUCAAUUCAAAUCGAAUGUCGGGGAUGUUACAUGGCAUGCCGGUGUAAUUAUCCUUCCAUGAGAAAUACACAGCUGCUGCUUGUCCCUCGUACAUGGGGAACCUCGAUUUCAGGAAAUGCAGCUGGCAGUAGUAUUUUUUCAGGAGCUGACAGCCGGCUACAUCAAUCGUGGGGCGUAUCGCAGCCGCUCGUAGCGCCUCCAAAUUGCUUAUUUCGCUAUUGUACGACGCGGGGUCCUCGUUGUAGAAAGUCGCAAUGUACUAGAAUUGGGUUUAGGUGCGAUUGGCACAAAAGCGGAUUUUUUACCUGUUUGAGUUGGGGCCCGAAUUGAGCAUUUUCCGGGCUUGUUUUCAGCUCGAAACUUAUCAUAGGCAACCUGGGCACAGCCUCCAUUCUCUCUACCUUGUUUCGGAGGGAUUACUGAACGAAAUGAGUCAUAGAAAAAUCGAUAGAACUAAAAUUGGGAGUUUAAGGAAGAGAAUCAUACAAAAUGAGAUUUUUUACUUGUUGGGGUGAUUUUUUCCCAGGAACUGCAUCGAAUAUGAAACACAGUGAACAAUUUGAAACUAAUAAAAACAAACACGGGACAUUUUAAUAAUUUUUUGUCAGUGACACUUGACGUAAAUGACGGGUACAGAGCAGCCAAUCUUACGUAACGAAAAUUUCUACAAAACAAAUUUACUUCAAAAAUAUUUUCUUUAAUAAGAAACUAUAUAACUAAUUAAACAUUUCCCUGACAAUUUGCUAAUCGUCCUAAUAACGAAGCGCGUUAAAUUUUUCAAGUUUCGGUUUUAUUGUUUUUCGGCUAUGAAUCCAGCAACUUGACUCAACAAAAAUCACCAAUUUUUUAAACGUCAUCUCUCUCGGCAUAACCUCUUUUUUAGUAGAUUUUUUAUUUUUGGAGUUUGUGGAAAUGUGGGCCGACACUUUGCUGAUUGUCUUUAUUUCCAUUUGCACAGCCUUGUUGGGCGAGGGCCUGACUUGGUUAAUGGUGUACCGCACUGAAAAGUACCAAAAGUUGAAGACCGAAGUGGAGAGACAGAGUAAAAGACUCGAGAAACGCAAAGAGGCUCACGGCGACUCGCUCGACAAGCAGCACAAGAAGAAAAUCGAACGAGAAGAGGAACGUUUGAAAAACAACAACCGGGACUUGUCUUUGGUCAAAAUGAAGUCGAUGUUUGCGAUUGGGUUUGCUUUUACCGCCCUACUCAGCAUGUUCAAUAGCAUAUUUGAUGGGCGAGUUGUGGCCCGUCUCCCUUUUAUGCCCCUGACUUGGAUCCAGGGGCUGAGCCACCGCAAUUUGCCAGGUGAUGACUACUACGAUUGCUCCUUCAUUUUCUUGUACAUUCUUUGCACCAUGUCCAUUCGACAGAAUAUUCAGAAAUUGCUGGGUUUUGCCCCCUCACGAGCGGCCUCAAAGCAAGGAAACAGCCUAUUUGGCCCAUCGCCUGGUCAGUUCAAGUAACUGAUUAAUUUUUGUGGAAUAAUUUAUUCUUAACAUAUAUAAAUAAAUAUUAAUUACAACAAUAUA